UUUAAACCAAACUAUUUUCUGUCACUUGCAAAAACCAGGGCGGAUACCCUUGUAAGGGUAUUCACACCGACACCGGAUCAACUCUAUAAGCUAGAUCUGCUCGUCUCCCCAGGGGGGUCCAACAGUCACCUGGGAGUAGUAAUGGGAGUCAAGAUCUCCCCUCGAGAAGUGCUCGAGCUCCCUAAAGGUGAGAUAAGCCUCGACCAAACCGCCUAUUCUGCCGAACACUGCGUCGACCAGAAACGUGGGAACGGUCGCCGUCAGUCUACAGCCCGAGUGCGGGAAGAACCCGUCUCGGACGAUCUGAAGCUCUCCUGUAAUGAUACGGGGAAGGUACCUGUGGAUCCACUCUAUCACGUCCUGCUCCUCCUCGAGCCGGAAAACCUCUAUCUCCUCCUGCAGGUAUCGCUCUACCCAGGCAAUAAUCCCACAGGUUCCCCAUUUCACAAGAGUCAGAGCGGCGUUCUUGGCCACUUCUGGACUCAAGUACAGUCACGUUCGAGGGGAGCAUACGUCGUUGUCAAUUCCCGUGUUCCUUUGAUCGCACACGCCAGGUUGCAGGCUUGUAGGGAUGGGUGGGCAGAGGGGGGCGCGGAGGGAGCGCCAACAUGGCGCACAGGCCGGAGUUCGUGCCUAAUGAAGACUUCGAGAACGACCCUCGAUCGAAGCACGUCAUCUGGAAGUACGUGCAGAAGGGGCAGGGAGGGUGAGCUCGAUUUCGAGCAUCCCCUCAACUGGAGAUUGCCUGGUGGUGUGGCACGACAGCCCCCCCUGGUCCCCGCGCGUGAUUUGGCACGGGGACGAGGGCAGGCAAACCGAGAAGGUCCGGCACCGGUGGUAUGGCAGGACGGAGCGCGCCCCUUCAAGGGAGUGGGCGCCUCUGGAGCAGUGGGCACGUCUGGUGGAGGGGGAGAGGGAGCAGGAGAGGGCCCGUCAGGGGUAGAGGGAGCAGGAGAGGGCUCGCGUGGAGCAGGGGAGGGCCCGUCAGGGGUAGAAGGAGUAGGGGACGAAAAAGUGCGUGCAGAGCACGCAAAUGCGAGACGGUUUGAUCCGGUGGGGAAGAGGCCGCAUGAUGAUUCACAUUUGCAGCCAGGGAGGGGACGAUGUGUGCCUGAUGGGGCUGCAAGCGGUCCGCGGGACGAGCGGCAGUGGUGGAGGGAGAGGAUGCUCCAGCAAGCGAGAGACGAGGGCAUACAUGUCCCUGCCGACCUCGAGGAAGGGCUGGCGGCAGAACCUAUGGAGCGGAGACAGGCUCGCCACCGAGUGCCCAGAGUGACCCAGACUCGUCUCGACGGUUGGGUCGAGCACCCCAUCCAGUACGACCUCGACAUGGCGUACAUCAGAUUCUUCAUGGGCUGUGGUAUCCCGUUCAACGUCGCUAGAUCGGAGUGGUAUUUGGCUCUACACGACGUCUACCUCAGUCAGUUCAAGGGUCCGUACCGACCGCACCAGCCGGGGUCUGAGUUACUGCGCACAACUCUGUUGUCCCUGUUGUACGCAGAGCUCGAUGAGCGUUUACGGUAUCACCGAGAAUCAUGGUCUGAGGGGGUCACUUUCAUGACGGACUGCUGGUCGACUCAGGCCAACCGCCCUCUCUGCAACUACUUGGUUGCAGGGAGGUUGGGUGCAUCCCUGUACCGUGUUGAGGAUAUGUUCGGUAGGGAGCGGACCGGAGCASGUMUAUACCUCAGAUGGAGGGARCUCAUUYUGGMGAYCGGCGYUCAGCAUGUGGURKCGAUAUGUACGGACAAUGCGUUGGCCAACAAGGAGGCUUACCGUUUGCUCCGUAAUGACCAGGAUCUUUCAUUGCGAAAGAUCGCUUGGAUCCCUUGCGCAGCCCACUGCUGCAAUUUGAUGCUCACGCACAUCGCCAGACAGCCGUGGGUUGCACAGGUCGUCGCGGAGGGGCGAGAUAUCACUUUGUUUUUUCGGCGGCACGCACGGGCAGCGUACCUCUUGAGUCGGCAGUCUCCUCCUGUGUCCUUGAUUCGCCCGGGGGAGACGCGGUACGGGACCAACUUGAUCAUGCUGAGGCGCAUGUCGGAGUUGCGUUCAUUUUUGGAUGCCUGUGUUAGCAGCAGUGCUUGGGCGACGACUGCAUGGCUCCCCGCAUUGAGGGAUGGCGCACACAGGUGCUUUGACCUUCUCCGCGACCCCAAGUGGUGGCAGCAGGUGGAUCUGGUUGCCACCAUUAUGGGCCCCAUUCAUGAGCUCCUCCAGCAGGUUGAUUCUGACGGGCGUAGGGUCGGCGAUGUGUGGGGUCUGCUGGAGAGGCUGCAGAUUACCGUAGAUCGACUAUCUCUUGAUGAGGCUUGUCACCAGCCCAUAAAGAAGAUAGUCAAGGAGAGGUCAGAUAUGCUCCUCACCCCCAUUCAUUGCGCUGCGUACCUGUUACACCCCAAGUACCGCAGCAUUGACACCUUGAUGCGAGGGACGGUGCAGGAGCGCGCUUGAUUACAUCGCGAGCCAGAUCGCGGGAGGCCGAGAGGGCGAUGAGAUGACUGUCGUGUGGAGUUCUUUGCAGGACUUCCACGGCAAGUAUCCCACACCUAGUCAUUGGGGGGGACCCAUCGGAGAUGCAGAGAUCGAGCAGCCCGACUUUGAUCCCGUGAGGUGGUGGAGGGUUCAGGGGGGUGAUCAUCGGGGACUGCGAGAUGUCGCCAUGCGCUGCUUGGGUGCGUGGACCACUACAGCCCGUCUAUGAGAGCUCCUGUUUGUUUAGGGCCAGAGCCACGGCUAACAACAAAGGCCAGUAUCCCUG
Molecule: messenger RNA, 2761 nt
Organism: Chara braunii
Lineage: Eukaryota; Viridiplantae; Streptophyta; Charophyceae; Charales; Characeae
Source: the annotation of a GenBank genome assembly